GGAAACACUCGGAACCAUGCCUGACCCACCCACCGUCAAAGCGCCCAAGAAAGGCUCCAAGAAAGCCGUGUCCAAGGCUGUCACCAAGGGCGGCAAGAAGAGGAGAAAGUCCAGGAAGGAGAGCUACGCCAUCUACGUGUACAAGGUGAUGAAGCAGGUCCACCCCGACACAGGCAUCUCCUCCAAGGCCAUGGGCAUCAUGAACUCGUUCGUGAGCGACAUCUUUGAGCGCAUCGCCGGUGAGGCCUCUCGUCUGGCUCACUACAACAAGCGCUCCACCAUCACCUCCAGGGAGAUCCAGACCGCUGUCCGCCUGCUGCUGCCCGGCGAACUGGCGAAGCACGCCGUGUCUGAGGGAACCAAGGCCGUGACCAAGUACACUAGCUCCAAGUAGACCUCAUCUAGAACACCAACCCAAAGGCUCUUUUAAGAGCCACCCACUUCUUCUGAAGACCAUUUCCUAAUGUCUCUAUCAAUAAAUCUAUAUUGUUAUAUUAACAUUCAAUGGAAAAAAGUGUAGGAUUGCGAUACAAUUUUUGAGAAGUAACUGCCAUCUUAGUGGUAAAAUAACAAGUGACUUGGAGAUAUGGAGAGACAAAAGC
This is a messenger RNA of Pungitius pungitius (ninespine stickleback), 602 nucleotides long. Its product is annotated as histone H2B-like. Gene Ontology annotation, molecular function: protein heterodimerization activity; structural constituent of chromatin; DNA binding. The coding region runs from base 17 to 394 and encodes 125 amino acids. Gene Ontology annotation, cellular component: nucleosome. The record is from RefSeq and is a predicted model, not a curated record. NCBI's taxonomy places the organism in Eukaryota, Metazoa, Chordata, Actinopteri, Perciformes, Gasterosteidae. The transcript has a single exon.